AUGACAGAAGAAAUUGUCUGGCCUAUAGAGCCACGAGUCACAUGGAAGAAACCACUUUGCACGGUGCUGCCUCAAACUGAAGAGUGGCAUGGAAGAGAGAAGAGUUCGUCACGCAUGGAAGUAGAGGAUAAUGAAGACAAUGAACCAUUGGAUGGUCUAUACACCGAGGAAAUUCAAGCUUACUUCUACAGGAGAGAAGACAGAAUCCUGGCAAGCACUCACGGGUGUAGCUGUCAUUUUAGAGAGGGCAAGAAGUUGAAUGGCCCAGAAAUUUUUGAGCGGAACAAAGGCAAACUAUUCGCUGAGCAAAGGGGACCUCCUCCAAAGAAAAAGAAGAGUGUGCCCAAGGAGAAGACUUUAAGUGAGUUGGUAGAACAGGCUCAAAGAAAUGAACCACCAUCUGUUGAAAAGGAGAAUGAACCACCAUCUGUUGAAAAGGAGAAUGAACAAAGACCAAAAACAACACAGGAGGUUAUCCUUGAGGCAGAACUGGACCUAACAAAAAGAGAGUUAAAGAAUCUAGAGGAUAGAUUACACUACAAGAACAGGUGUUACACUGUGACAGAGCUUCCAGGAGAUGUUAUUAGAAUGGAAACUGGGCUUCCAACAAAAGAAGUCUUUGACNAAGAUAACUCUUUAAAAAAUGAAUUCUUUCGUUGGUUGAUGCACCCAAUUACUAAUUAG
Orbicella faveolata is the source of this 684-nucleotide messenger RNA. RefSeq lists its product as uncharacterized. The record is from RefSeq and is a predicted model, not a curated record. NCBI's taxonomy places the organism in Eukaryota, Metazoa, Cnidaria, Anthozoa, Scleractinia, Merulinidae.